Messenger RNA from Saccostrea cuccullata (small rock oyster), 1686 nucleotides. RefSeq lists its product as uncharacterized. The coding region runs from base 395 to 1645 and encodes 416 amino acids. The record is from RefSeq and is a predicted model, not a curated record. The transcript has 7 exons. Gene Ontology annotation, biological process: signal transduction. Lineage: Eukaryota; Metazoa; Mollusca; Bivalvia; Ostreida; Ostreidae.
CGUGCUAUCUACCGCUCGGCAAGUAAAUAAACUUGUAUUCGCGGCCAGUGAAAAAAAAACUUGCAUUCGUUGACGGUGGAACUCUCGUGACGUCGCCAUUUAGACAACCCACCGGUAAUUGUUUUCACUUUAUGUUUCUAUAUGGGAAAAAAUCUUUUAAAAAAUCAGGGAAAAUAAUUCAUGAAAAAUAUUUGACAGGGAUUAAAAAGAACAUUACAACUAUCAUCAGCUGAGUCCAAAAAUAAGGUACAUACAGAGUAUUUUCUGAUUUCUUUUUUUCAAUCUUCAAACUGGAUUACCCUCAAAACCACGUGUUUUCAAUGUGUUUAUCCUCCGUUCAUCCUUGGAAGUAGCCAUCUUCAUUAGUACUUUGUAUGGACUUAGUCAGACAAAUAUGGAUUCCAUAGAAAUGGAAAGUUUAUUACAAGAAGGCGAGGGGUUUUGUGACCACAGUGACCUAAAAAUAGAAAAUAACAUCAGUGCAAGUUGUGAAUCAAUUUCAGGAAGAAAGUAUUUUAGGGAUCUUUCACCAGAUAAGGAUUUCCAUUUAUAUGUGUGUUACUGUGAGGAAGACUAUGUUGAAGUUAAGCCGAUAUGUGUCCGGUUAGAAGAAGCCUUUGGACUUAAAUGCAUGAUUUUUAAGCGCGAUUUUCCACAAGCAGGAUUAAUUGAGGAUAUGUGUAAGAAUGCGUUGGAAAAAUGCGAAAAAGUUCUGAUAUUUCUGAGUCCAAACUCCAGGAACAGUUAUUGGUGUUCCCUUGAAAUAAGGCAUGCUUGUAUGAAUACAUUUACUAACUUGGACGAUUUCAACAUCAUCCUUGUUGAAUUGUAUCCAGUAGAAAAGCCAGCUUGUUUGCAAGGUAUUAAACACAUUAACCCUACAGAAACAGAGGACGUUGCAGCCAGUAUUCAUGAAGCUUUUUACCACCCAGAAAUCACAAAUGAACUUAAAGAAAUUAAUAGGAAAGUUUUAGCAGAGAAGAGAUUGAGGGAAAACGGAACCGUCGUAUUUUCGGAAGCAAUGCAACCAAAACAGGGAAAAUUGAUUAUUGGAUGGAGAAGUUUUGCUCCAGUAAUGGAAUACCAUGAAUUCUUACGAUUGCGACGUAAACAUCAUCUAGGGUUAGAGUUGAUGAAUCAGUACAAUGCAGUGUGUGAAGUGUUGAAUUCACACCUGCUUUUACGAUUUUAUCCGGUUCUGCAGGGAACAUGGUACCCAUGGUUUGCCUCCUUAAACGUUAGCCUCCUUGUGCUCUUUCUCUUUCUUGGGAGUGUCUUUCUAUCGGUGGCUAUUCAUAAAAAGAAUAACGUCAUUGGCUCAACUUAUGCUUGCGGUGUGAUAGUUUCACUUUCACUUUUCCCUAUCACCAGAAUCAUUCUGUGGAUAUCCAAAAUAAAGAAAUAUCUAUGCGAGCUUUUGAAAAUGAGAAAUCCGGACAUAACUGAUGAGGAAAACCAAACAGAGGCUGGGAGUAAAAUAGAAAAUCUUUUACACAAGGUGUUCUUUCAAGGAGAAAUUCAUAAACUUGAAACGUGUUUAGAACUCCGCAAUACUAACCGUCACAAUACUGUUGGAUUUUCAAGGUGCCUUUGUCAGCGUUUGGAAAGAGACAUCAUACCGCCUUUGAUUAGAAUUAAAGCGUGAGGAAAAAUAAUAAGUUAGUUUACGAAAUAAUGAUUUGAUAU